Messenger RNA from Effrenium voratum, 2631 nucleotides. The record is from the annotation of a GenBank genome assembly. Lineage: Eukaryota; Dinophyceae; Suessiales; Symbiodiniaceae.
AUGUAUCCGGGCAAUGUGCGUCCUGCUAUGCAGGGAGAGCCACGUGUCAUCCAGAUGCAAGUUGGUCAUGGUGGCUUUCAUCGCUACCCUUCCAGGCCGCAAGGUGGGCGGCCCAUGGCUCACGCCAGUUCUGCGCCCACCACGCGUGUCACCUCGCCCAAUGGCCCUGUGGGAGCUUGGGAAGGCAGCCCCAACCACUUCAAGCCCCGCGCCGGCGACCGCUCACCGCUGUCAGUCUCCGGCUCUCACGUCGCUCCUCCUCCGGCUGGCCAAGUUCCGACAGGGCCCCAAGUUCCUACAGGCCCUUCGCCACCGGGUGCCGCACGCUCAUCCUCUCCUGGAACGCAAAGGCCUCGAGGUUCAUGCGCUGGUCCAGCUCAGCGAGGGGAUCGCUUGGGUGUGGUGGAGGAGGAUGUUCAGGGCUCUCCGAGCCCACGAGGCCCUGUGCAAGGCGCUUCCGUUGCUGCACCAGCGCAGGUGCGGGUCCCGAAUGCGAUUGCCAGAAGCCCAUCGGUCCAGAAUCGAGGUUCCAGCGGCACACCUGGAGCUGGCGUCACUCGCGAGGCGAGUGGGCAGAUGCCUAGCUCGGCCCGUCAAAGUGUGAAGGAGCCGAAACGGUCGAUCAGCGCAGCCAGUGCCGGGGGCUCCCAGCUUUUGAGCACCAGCCAGGGCAGUGGCAGUGAAAGCAGCUCCAUGGUGAGCAGCACCUGGGUGAUCGAAACUCUCAAGAAGUCCUUGCGUGAGGGCACUGGUCCAAGGCACUCUGUGACGGGCCCUUCGAUGCCCGUGGGGGACCAGGAGUUGCGCCUUCUGCGACAGGAGAUCAGGAUGGAAACGGAAGCACGCAAGCAAAUGGGGGUGCAAAUCGACACCUUGCUCCAAGAAGAAAAGAAGAAGAGAGAUGAGGCAUUGCGGCAGCAGCAGCAACAGACGGAGCAAUCGGAAGCUCGACUGGAGCAGCGGUGGCACACCAACCUGAAGGAGGAAUCGGCGCUGCGCCGAGCGGUGGAGAGCCACCUCGAGGCUAGGCUGGUGGCCAUGCAGCGAGAAGUGCGCCUGGAAGUGGGCUCUGCCGCUACUCAAACACAGCAGGUCCUCAGCGAGUUCGGGCAUUUCCGUGACAGCAUCCGGAAAGAGCUGGACAUGCAGAAGCUGGAAAUCAGCAGCGCCAGUGCUGACCUGUCCAGGUUGGUGGAUCAGCUGCGCAACUCUGGCCGUGGAGAGACGGUGUUGGCGCCCUCCGCGGAGUCCAUCACCGAGUCGCUGGUGCGCGCGGAAGUGCGGCGCCAGCUCAACGAGAGGUCCGCAGAAAGUGCCAGCGAGGCAAAUGCCACAGCUCCUGCGCUGCAGGCCGUCGUCGGCCGCGUGGACCUGCUGGAGAAGUCCCUGGAGACGGAAACCAGCAGCCGCCAAGAGGAGAGCAGCAAGCUGUUGGCCACCCUCCACGAGCUGGUGGCGGGUGGCCGCCAGCGGCAGGAGGAAGCCUUGCAGACGCUGGAGAGGCGCCUGCAGGCACAGCUUGAUGCAAUCGCCAUCGAGGCCCGCGGCUGCCAGCAGGAGCUGGCAGAGGAGAAGAAGGAGUGGCGACAGGGCCUCCAGCAAGAGACGAAGGAACGAGAAGAGACUUGCUUCGCCGUACUGAAGUCGUUGGAGGACAAAAUUGCAUCAGAGCAGAAGAACGUCCAGGAGCAGCUCACUGCCCUGCAGCUCGCUGCGCAAGAAACUUCGCACAGAGCUGAGAAGCAGAUUCAAGGAAGCCUUGAAUCAAGCGUCGCCAGCUUCGUGGAAAGAAGCUCCAAGGAGCUGAUGACGACGCGCCAGGAUCUCCUGGAGCUCCGGGAGGAGUUGCAGGAGGUGGCCCGCACGGGCAAGGAGAACCUGGAGCUGGCUGUGACGCGGCUGGGCCGCGCCGCCCCGGAGGCUCAGGACUCAGGAGUGCGCCCGGGCGUGGAGGACGUGCAGCGGCUUAUUGAUGGCCAGACGAAGCUGCGGGAGGAGCUGUGGAGCGAUGUGGACCGGGUGCGGAACGAGCUUCGCCUUGAGGCCACUGCCCGCAAGGAGGAUGUGCAGGGGGUGAGGAGCAGUGUGGACCGGAUCCGUGAGCAGAUGGUGAGCCAUUCAUCCUUGGGGUCAGGCGUGUCCAUUUCCGCUUCUGACGACGUGUUGGCGGCGCUAUCGGCGGAGCGCGUGGCGCGAGAGCAGGGCGACGAGCGAUGCCUAGAGGAGAUGCGGGACAUGGUGCGGGAGGAAAGGCAGAAACGGGAGAAGGACCAUGCCGCCCUGGAGCUCAGGAUGCAGUCAGAGGAGCAGACGCUGUUCGUGGAAAGUGGCAAGAGGGAGGAGCGCGACCGUGACAUCCUUAGCCAAAUCUCCUCCGUCACAGAGGACCUGGAUGCGGUGAAGCGGCAGAUCACCACCGGUCAACAGCGAAAGCAGCUUGAGGAGUUCCAUAAGGUGCAGGAUGGCCUGAAGCAAAGAGUGGCACACUUGGAGGCCCACACGGCCCAGACGCCAGUGCAGCACCUGCGCCCCACCAGUAUGGGAGGCAGCGGGUUGAGCACACCAAGCUCGCGGCCAACCAGCGUGGGGCAGAUGCAGUGGCCCAUGAACUGCAGGGUGGGCCACCCAUGA